This is a messenger RNA of Durusdinium trenchii, 1899 nucleotides long. NCBI's taxonomy places the organism in Eukaryota, Dinophyceae, Suessiales, Symbiodiniaceae. The record is from the annotation of a GenBank genome assembly.
UUGGCUCCGAUCUCCAGCGUGUUGGCCAUCGCAAGUUCGCCAUGGCGGAGUACGACUAUGACUUGUUUGUCAUCGGCGGCGGCUCUGGGGGCCUGGCCGCAGCCAAGCAGGCAGCGGACCUGGGAGCCAAGGUGGCCGUGGCAGACUUCGUGAAGCCUUCACCGGCGGGGACCACUUGGGGGUUGGGAGGUACAUGUGUGAAUGUUGGAUGCAUCCCCAAGAAGCUGAUGCAUAUCUCUUCCUUGUACAGAGAAACCCAAGUGGAUGCCCAUGGCAUGGGCUGGGAGACCAAGUCUUCGCACAGCUGGUCCUCCAUGGUGACACAGGUGGAUAACUACAUCAAGUCUUUGAAUUGGGGAGCAAAGACGGACUUGAGAAGCAAAGCUGUGAAGUACUUCAACGCGUUCGCGACCUUCAAGGAUCCCCACACCAUUUCCUUGGACAAUGGCAAGGGCCAGAUUGAUCAGGUCUCGGCCAAGUUCAUCCUCAUAGCCUGCGGGGGUCGUCCAACAUAUGGUGACUACCCAGGUGUCAAGGAGUGCUGCAUUAGUUCUGAUGACAUUUUUUGGCAGAAGAAGGCACCUGGAAAGACUUUGGUGGUUGGAGCUUCUUACAUUGCCUUAGAGUGCGCUGGCUUCAUUGCGGCUUUGGGCUUUGACGUCACUGUCAUGGUGCGAUCCAUCCUUUUGCGAGGCUUUGACCAGGACAUUUCGAACAUGAUUGGCACAUACAUGGAGAGGCAUGGUGUUCAUUUCGCCCGAGAGAUGGUGCCAUCCAAAUUCGAAAAGACCGCAGAUGGCAAAGUCAAGGUCUUUGUGAAAGAUGCGGAGUAUGGGAUCUUCGACACGGUGCUCAUGGCCAUUGGACGCACCGGCUGCGCGGGGCAAUUGAAUCUGGAGGCUGCUGGAGUUCCUUUCCAUGCCAAGUCUGGGAAGGUGGACGUCAACGAGAACGACCAGACGAGUGUUCCCCACAUUUUUGCCAUUGGAGAUGUGAUCGAAGGAAAGCCCGAGCUGACACCUGUAGCAAUCCAGGCUGGUAAGCUGCUGUGCCGGCGGCUGUUUGGAGGGGCUACGAAGAAGAUGGACUACACCGAUGUUGCCACAACGGUUUUCACACCCAUUGAGUAUGGAUGUGUAGGAUACUCUGAGGAGGAUGCCAUCAAGGCGAUUGGGAAGAGCAACAUCAAGGUCUACCACUGCACCGCACAGCCUUUGGAGUGGAAUCUCAACUCUGAGCGGAAGAAUGACAUGGGCUACAUGAAGUUGAUUGUUGACAAGGAUGCCAAGGAGAAGGUUGUUGGAAUCCACAUCCUUGGGCCCAAUGCAGGGGAAAUCAUUCAGGGCCUCAGUGUGGCCAUCCGCUGUGGUGUCACGAAGGAGCACUUCGAUGAUUGUGUUGGAAUCCAUCCAACCUAUGCUGAGUCGUACACGACCAUGACUGAGGAAAAGACAGAGGGCUCUGCUUUGCCCACGAAGGGAGGUUGCUGAUCUUAAAGAAGCCCUGCCCUAGCUACACCAAAUGGUGUGUCGGGCAGGGCUGAGUGAGGCACGUGGAAGAGCCUUGGUGAAGAGAUGCAGCAAUUUUCUGUUUGCGUCUUUGAGUGGGCUCUGGAGGCCACAUGCCAGAGGUGAAGAGCUGGCUCGUUUGCAAAUAAGUCACUCCAAAAGCAACUGGCCACUCGCCUUUUUGAAUGAGUGUUGAUCGAGCCGAAUCUUCACCUAUUCAAGUGUGGCUGCCAUCAAGGACAGUUUGUAGUCUAGUGCUGUACUCUAGCUAGGGAAAUUACAUAGUUGGGAGGGGAUGGCAGCGACCUGGGGUUUCAGACGUCCUGAGUGAACAGCUACAGCUUUGGACGAGGUCACUUUCAGCGCUGUUGGCGCUCAGACCAGAAAAGCU